AUCUCAACCAAACUCUUUAUACCCGGGGGUUAACGUAUCAAUCAAUGAGAAACUAUUGGAAAACGUUUUAUCAUCUGAAGAACUUUCUCAACGUUUUCCAUUCGGCAAAUUCGAAUUCACAAUAAAAGUACUAAAACAACCUUCGAGUUUAGACGGUAAUGACGAAUCUCAGAACACGCCCGAUUUAUUUGAUUCGGUUGCCGAUGUCAAUAACGAAGCGUUCGAAGGUGCAUUCCCCGUAUCGAUUCCCUUGGAAUAUUUUCGAAAUUCUUUGGAGGGAAUUGGAAAAUUAUCGGAACUUUUAGAAUCACCCUCAAACAAUACAUCAAAAACGCAUAUCGAUCCUAACGCUAACGUUAAUGAUUUGUCAGGAGAACGCAAACCCAUUAGUUGUAAUGGAAAUUAUUGUUAUGUUGGAUUAUCAAG
Ambispora gerdemannii is the source of this 426-nucleotide messenger RNA. Lineage: Eukaryota; Fungi; Glomeromycota; Glomeromycetes; Archaeosporales; Ambisporaceae. The record is from the annotation of a GenBank genome assembly.